AUGGCCCCCCACGCAAACUCGGAUGUUGCUGCCAAUGGCGCCGUGAACGGGUCCGCCCAAGCUGCUCGCGCCCCUCUGUUUACCGUCAACUCGCCCAACGUCGAGUAUACUGACGCGGAAAUCAAGAGCACCUAUGCUUAUCAUACCACUGAUGUUACCCGUAACGCGGAUGGUAAGCUUGUUGCUACCCCCAAGGCCGCCACCUAUCAGUUCAAGGUCGAGCGCAAGGUCGGCAAGGUCGGUCUGAUGAUGGUCGGUUGGGGUGGAAACAACGGUUCCACCGUGACUGCUGGUAUCAUCGCCAAUCGCAGGAAUCUCACCUGGGAGACCAAGGAAGGUCCUCGUGCUGCCAACUACUACGGUUCCCUUGUCAUGAGCUCCACCAUCAAGCUUGGUACUGACUGCAAGACCGGCGAGGAAAUCAACAUUCCCUUCAAUGACAUGCUUCCCAUGGUCCACCCCAAUGAUCUUGUCAUCGGCGGUUGGGACAUUAGCAGCCUGAACCUUGCUGAGUCCAUGGACCGUGCCCAGGUUCUUGAGCCCACGCUCAAGCAGCUUGUCCGCAAGGAGAUGGCUGAGUUGAAGCCCUUGCCUAGCGUCUACUACCCUGACUUCAUUGCUGCCAACCAGGAGGACCGUGCCGACAACGUCCUUGAGGGUACUGAGGCUUCCUGGGCCCACGUUGAGAAGAUCCAAGCGGACAUUCGCGACUUCAAGGCCCAGAAUAGUCUCGACAAGGUCAUCGUCAUGUGGACUGCCAACACUGAGCGUUAUGCAGACAUCCUGCCUGGCGUCAAUGAUACUGCUGAUAACCUGAUCAACGCUAUCAAGUCUGGUCACUCCGAGGUGUCUCCUUCGACUGUCUUCGCUGUUGCCUGCAUCUUGGAGAACACUCCCUUCAUCAACGGAUCUCCUCAGAAUACCUUUGUUCCUGGCGCGAUUGCUUUGGCUGAGAAGCACAAUGCCUUUAUCGGUGGUGACGACUUCAAGUCCGGCCAGACCAAGAUGAAGUCCGCCCUCGUUGAUUUCUUGAUCAACGCCGGUAUCAAGCUCACUUCCAUCGCUAGCUACAACCACCUCGGCAACAACGAUGGCAAGAACUUGAGCUCUCAGAAGCAAUUCCGCUCCAAGGAGAUUUCCAAGUCCAACGUGGUCGACGACAUGGUCGCCGCCAACCACAUUCUGUACAAGAAGGAUGAGCACCCUGACCACUGUGUUGUGAUCAAGUACAUGCCCGCAGUUGGCGACAACAAGCGCGCUCUUGAUGAGUACUACGCUGAGAUCUUCAUGGGUGGCCACCAGACUAUCAGCUUGUUCAACAUCUGCGAGGACUCGCUGCUUGCCUCUCCGCUGAUCAUCGACUUGGUUGUUCUUGCCGAGAUGAUGACCCGUAUCAGCUGGAAGGCCGAUGAUGCCGCCGAGUACAAGGGAUUCCACAGCGUUCUCAGCGUUCUGAGCUACAUGCUCAAGGCUCCCUUGACCCCUCCCGGCACCCCCGUCGUCAACUCUCUUGCUAAGCAGCGCAGCGCCGUGACCAACAUCUUCCGCGCCUGCGUCGGUUUGCAGCCUGAGUCGGACAUGACCCUUGAGCACAAACUGUUCUAG
Molecule: messenger RNA, 1605 nt
Organism: Aspergillus calidoustus
Lineage: Eukaryota; Fungi; Ascomycota; Eurotiomycetes; Eurotiales; Aspergillaceae
Source: the annotation of a GenBank genome assembly